GGCAGUGACAGUGACAAUAUGUACACAAUUAGUAUUUAUACUUUAAAAUACACUGCUCAAGUUUCUAUCAAAUACGCUUUUAAGCGGCGUCCUCAUUGAGUUGACAUUGUCGAUCGACUCUGUCUAUCGACACUGUCGACCGACAAAUCGAAAAAGCUUCGAUGUCCACACCAGGUAGGCAGAAUAUUUGUCGACAGUCGAAACGAAAAUGUGUGACGAAGAUGACGCCAUUAUUGUUUGUGCCGCAUUUGUUAUUAUCACAACUAAAAAACGUAAAUCAUCGCGUAAAAGAAGAUUUUGGGUUCGACCAAGCCUUCAAAGUAGAAAUCGGUAUAGCGGUAGUAACCUGAUGGAAGAUUUGAAAAAGGAUGAUAUCGAUCUAUUGAACCUUGAAUACAGAUGUAACGGAGGUUUCAGAAAUUUUUUUCGAAUGUCGGAAAGUGAAUUUGAAUAUUUGUUGCAAAAAAUCGGGCCAAAAAUUUGUAAGCAAAACACCAAUUGUAGACAUGCCAUUCCAACAAAGGAGCGUCUCGCUGUGACAUUACGAUUUUUAUGUAGUAGAGAUUCGUAUCACUCACUGAUGUAUCUUUUUAAAAUUUCAAAACAAGCAAUUUCUCAAAUUAUUCCGGAAGUCUGCGAUGCCCUUAUUGACACAUUACAAUAUUACAUAAAGAUGCCUAAAACUGAGGCAGAAUGGAAAGCUAUUGCAGAGGACUAUUACAAUCGUUAUAGAGUCGUAUUAGUGUUUUAGGAACCAACUGUAUCUUUAAAAUUGUCUAUUGCAAAAAUGCUUUAGGGGGAAUUUUAAGCCAGAUCUGGUUCUUCAAGCUUUCCUACAUGGGAUUUUUGCUUUUUUAACUUAUAUGGGUAUUUUUUAAAAUUUUUAUUCAAACUUUUUUCUUAUGUUCUUUGUUCUUCAAAAUACUAGAUGCUAAAAUAUUCUAGGACUAUCGGUAACGGUAACACGGUAAAGACGCGUUAGAAAGCAGUUGCUUACAGUGUUUGAGAUCCACAACUUAAACAAACACGUCAAUUAGCUAAACCUAUAACCCUUGGAAAAAAACUUAUGUACCUACGCUUUUUUUAAACGGUUACACUAUUACAUUGUUAAAAUACACUAUUAAACCUAAGUAACUCUUAUCCUGCUCAACGCAUUAUAAAACUGUUAUUCUAUGACGAGAAAUCAGUUCAUAACAAUCAGAUUCAGUUUUACAUAGGUAGCAACUAUUAAGGAAACGAUUUUAAGGAAACAAUAAUUAUUAACAACGUUGAUACAAUAAUAAUAGAUCAUGAUAAUCAUCAUCCAAACUUCUACGUCCAAAGUUAAACAUAGGCCUGCCUACAGCCAAAUCUUAGCAAUUGUUUUGACGUCGUCUGGAAACAAAUAAUAAAACUAUAAAAAUAGAUAAUGAAGCCAAACUAGAUCUAGUCAUACCUUAACCUUAGACAAAGUCCAAGUGAAUCCCAUUUUACGGUUUAAAAAAUAGUAAGCAAAACAAACAUACGUAUUGCAUCGUUGGCAUGAGUAAAAAUAGAAUUUGGAGCAUUAUUGAUAUUGAGAGAAAACAAAAUUGGAUAUUAAAACAAAUACUACUAUAACAGUAUAAAAACAAACAAUUGUCUUGAUUUUUAUUGUGCUUCAUAAUGGAAUUAUUGACAACAGAAUUUUGAUGAACUGAUAAAAUGAAAUGUUACCAAUUAUUAGAAUAUUGUCAUAUGUUAUGGUUCCUAAUCUGACAUUUUUAUAAAGUUAAAUUUUAUUUAAUUAAAUAAACUAUAACAGUACA
Diabrotica balteata is the source of this 1787-nucleotide messenger RNA. The record is from the annotation of a GenBank genome assembly. NCBI's taxonomy places the organism in Eukaryota, Metazoa, Arthropoda, Insecta, Coleoptera, Chrysomelidae.